AUGUCUCUUCACGGAAUCCUCGUCGCUCUUAUCACCCCAUUCAACGAUGACCAGACUGCCAUCGAUGAAGGUCGUCUCCAAGCUCACAUUGAGCACCUCAUUAAGGCCGGCGUGCACGGUCUCGUCCCCGGUGGCAGCACCGGAGAAUUUACCACAAUGACAGUCGCCGAGCGAAAGCAGCUGACCGAGCUCUGUGUCAAGUUUGCCGCUGGUCGCGUCCCCGUUGUCGCAGGAACGGGCAGUCUCUCCUCCACCGAGGCCGUUGAGCUCUCCGCACACGCAGCCAAGGCCGGUGCCGCUGCCACUAUGGUCGUGCCUCCAUUCUACGACCCCGUCACCCUUGAGGAGCUCCACGAGCUUCUCGAUGAAGUUCACAAGGCCUCCAACCUGCCUAUUGUCUACUAUAACAUCCCCGGUGCAUCGGGCCUCAAGCUCACUCCCACUGAGAUUGCCGGACUUUCCAAGGUCGGUGUUAAGUAUCUUAAGGAUACCUCUGGCGAUGCACCUGCACUGACGGAGCUUAUCUUCAGUCUGUCUGAUCAGAUUACCUCUUUCAAUGGUUGGGAUACUUUGACAUUCUACGGCCUUACCGCUGGUGCCCCCGGUGGUGUCUGGGGUGCUGCAAACAUCAUCCCCGAGUUGGCUGUUGAGCUCUAUAAUGCAGUUGCAGUGAAGGGUGACUUGAAGCUCGGACGUGAGCUCUGGGCCAAGGCUUUCCCUAUCUGCAAGUUCCUAGAGUCACACAGCUACUCCGCGGCUGUCAAGACCGGUGUUGAAUUGAUUGGCCAGCCUACCGGUGGUCUGCGCAAGCCCUUCGCUCUUCUUAAGCCUGAGUUGCGCGCUGAGUUGAAGCAGCUUUUGGAAAAGGCCGGUGUUAAGACUGUCUAA
Molecule: messenger RNA, 888 nt
Organism: Penicillium brevicompactum
Lineage: Eukaryota; Fungi; Ascomycota; Eurotiomycetes; Eurotiales; Aspergillaceae
Product: dihydrodipicolinate synthase family protein
Exons: 1
Coding region: 1-888 (295 amino acids)
Biological process (GO): N-acetylneuraminate catabolic process
Cellular component (GO): cytosol
Molecular function (GO): N-acetylneuraminate lyase activity
Source: RefSeq, a predicted model, not a curated record